This is a messenger RNA of Fusarium sp. VM40, 1686 nucleotides long. Lineage: Eukaryota; Fungi; Ascomycota; Sordariomycetes; Hypocreales; Nectriaceae. The record is from the annotation of a GenBank genome assembly.
AUGGGCAUGGGCAUCAAAGAACCCAGUGAUGGGCAUCAUGCACCAGGCACUAUCACCCUAGAUCAGGCUGCAGCAGGUUCGCAUUCCGAAGGCAGUAACUUGAAGCGCGGAUCAGGCAAGAAUUCCAACAUUGUUCUUGUCCCGCAACCCUCAGAUGACCCAAACGAUCCGUUGAACUGGUCGUCCCUCAAGAAGUCCGUGGCAUUCUCUAUCAUUCUCAUGGGAACUGCCUUUAUCUGUGUCAUCCCGGCUCCGAUGCUCAAUGCCGGAAUCGUCCAAGUCUCGGUAGACCUCCAACGAUCGUUCUCCGACAUUGCCAAACUCAACGGAUACCUUCUACUGGCUGUUGGAGCAGCAGCACCUCCAGCGUCAGCCUUUGCCCGCAAGUACGGCAAGCGCCCUGUCUUUGUGGUCUCCUCUGUGCUUGGCUUGGUCGGCUGCCUCGUCGCUGAGUUUGCCAACAACUACAACACCCUUGUUGCCGGACGAUUACUACAAGGGAUAGGUGGAUCGGCAUACGAAUCGCUUUGCACGUCGGUCGUGAACGAUAUCUACUUUGUCCAUCAACGUGGUCUCUACGUUGCUAUUGUUAUCUUCUUCUUGAGCAGUUUAAGCAAUGGCGUGAGCGUCCUGGCUGGGGUUAUCACUACCAAGCUCGGGUGGCCAUACAACUUCCACAUCCUUCUACCAUUUGUGGUGGUGCAGACUGUCUUGGUGUUUCUUUUUGUGCCUGAAACCGUGUACAAUCGAUCCCCUCUUCUCAAUAUUGAUCGGACAGCUUCCAUUUUCGAACAAGACAUCUCAGAAGAGAAGGACUUGCAAGCAGGUCACGUCGAAGUCGCCGAUACAAAAACUGGAGUUCCGUCACCUGCACAUCCCGAGUGGGUUGAUGGUAGCCAAGCCCCGAAGCCAAAGUCUUUCCGGCAGGAACUUGCCUUGUAUAACGGCGUAUUUACCCGCAAAUCUCUAUUGUCCAUGAUGCUGGCUAGUCUUGCCAUUGUCCUGAACGUCAUCGCAUCCUACAAUGUCUUGGUUUCUGGCCUCGUGAUGGCCUGGUUUGUUGCCAUGUCAGUUCUCGCAGGCGUCAUGUUUGCCGCUCCACCAUGGACAUUUGACUCGGCUUCUAUUGGCUAUGUGUCUAUAGGGCCUCUUGUUGGAGGAGCUAUCGCUAUGAUCAUCCUGGUUCUAGUUUCUGAUCCCAUAAUCAGAUCCAUGACCAAGCGAAACCAAGGCGUCUAUGAGCCCGAGUUCAGACUGGUGCUUGCAGGCAUUGGUGGUGUCUUUACAGUCGCGGGCUUGGUCGGAUUCGGUCACGCCAUUGAGGCCCAGGUUUCAAUCAUUGGUAUUUCUACUAUCUGGGGCAUAACUCUGUUUGGCAUGAGCAUUGUCGCUAGUGUCACCAUGACCUACGCAUUGGAUGCGCAACCUGCCCAUGCAGUCGAGAUCUUUAUUAUGAACAUCACAUUUAAGAACUUCUUCUUUUAUGGGCUUACCAAUUUCAUCGUUGAUUGGUACAUGAGUGGCGGAGCUGCUCAACUUUUUGAUACUAUCGCCGGUAUCACUGCAUUUCUUACCCUACUCACCGUUCCUAUGUAUUUCUAUGGAAAGAAAUACAGGCGCUAUUGGAGUCAGCAUAACCUUCUCGUCAAGUUGAAGCUGGACGAGAGCCCAGACACUGGAAACUAG